Anolis carolinensis (green anole) is the source of this 10263-nucleotide messenger RNA. It is a transcript of the gene hrh3, whose product is annotated as histamine receptor H3. Gene Ontology annotation, cellular component: synapse; plasma membrane; dendrite. Bases 457 to 1770 code for a protein of 437 amino acids. Lineage: Eukaryota; Metazoa; Chordata; Lepidosauria; Squamata; Anolidae. The record is from RefSeq and is a predicted model, not a curated record. Gene Ontology annotation, biological process: chemical synaptic transmission; adenylate cyclase-inhibiting G protein-coupled acetylcholine receptor signaling pathway; G protein-coupled receptor signaling pathway, coupled to cyclic nucleotide second messenger. The transcript is spliced from 4 exons. Gene Ontology annotation, molecular function: G protein-coupled acetylcholine receptor activity; G protein-coupled serotonin receptor activity; histamine receptor activity.
GCUCCUGGCUUUUUUGCUGGCAGGUUUGUCCAGUUCCUUCGGAGGCAGAGCAGGAGCCGGGGCGAGCGGAGUUGCUCCUUUCCUCUCCCGAUCCUGCUCUUUCCUUUCCUCCCAAAGUCCGGGAAAGAAAAGGGGGAAGGAAGAAGAAGAAAAGAGAGAGAGAAACGACAAGAAAAGCCGGAAAAGGGAGAGCGAGAAAGACUUGCAGCUUUGACUGGAGGAAGAAGCGGUGCGCAGAAGGAGGAACCGAUCCCCGCCGACGGCUGUGCGUCAAAGGGGAUGCAUUGGGGGAGAUCACUUGUAGGGCUCGCUGUUGGGACUUUGGGGGCUGGGAGUGCCGGCUCUUCGCCCUUGCCAUGCGGAGAGAGGGGUCUCUGAGCCUCGCUGUCCGGGAGCGUCCGGACUGGUCUUUUCAAGCUGGGAGCGACGGGGCGGCGGAGCCUCUGUGGUGCUGAGAUGGACAGCUCCUCCUGGCCCCUGAACGGCUCCUCCGAGACCCCCGAGAAGCCCCCCGGGGGAGGCGAGCAGCUCUUGGGCCGCUUCUCCACCCUCUGGGCCAUCGUCCUGGCCGUCCUCAUGGCCCUGCUCAUCGUGGCCACCGUGGUUGGCAACGCCUUGGUGAUGCUGGCCUUCGUGGUGGACUCCAGCCUGAGGACCCAGAACAACUACUUCCUCCUCAACUUGGCCAUCUCGGAUUUCCUAGUAGGUGCCUUUUGCAUCCCAUUGUACGUACCCUACGUAAUAACGGGGAGAUGGACCUUCGGGAGAAGCUUUUGCAAGCUCUGGCUGGUGGUUGAUUAUCUGCUGUGCACCACUUCGGUCUUCAACAUUGUAUUGAUCAGCUAUGACAGAUUCCUCUCUGUGACAAGAGCAGUCUCGUAUAGAGCACAGCAAGGAGAUACCAGUCAAGCAGUGUUCAAGAUGGUGAUGGUUUGGAUCUUGGCCUUCCUGCUGUAUGGACCUGCCAUUAUUAGCUGGGAAUACAUAUCUGGUGGGAGCAUCAUACCUGAUGGGGAAUGUUAUGCCGAAUUUUUCUACAACUGGUAUUUUCUUAUCACAGCUUCCACAAUUGAGUUUUUCACCCCUUUCAUCAGUGUGACAUUUUUCAACUUGAGCAUUUACCUGAACAUCCAGAAACGCACCAAAGUCCGCUUGGAUGUACUCAACGAGACCCAAAACCAGAACUUCAUGGAAGAGAUAGAAAUGAGCCAAGAAGCCCAGAUUUCCAUGAAAUGCUGCAAAUGGGAACCGAAAGACACAGCACAAACUCUGGAAGUUCCAAAGUGGAACAACCAAGAAGAAAUCAGCAGAGGGAGUACAAAUGUGAAAUCUUCACUGGACUCUAAUACUGAGAGCUCAAGGUCUCCCAUUGACAAAAUGAAACCUCCAAGCAAAAAGAUUUAUAAAGACGCAGUGUCCACUCACUCAUUGGAGAAACGGGUGACGGUGGCUUCACAGAACAUGUCACAGCGUUUUAGGCUCAAAAGGGACAAAAAAGUAGCCAAAUCGCUGGCAGUGAUUGUGGGCAUUUUUGGUCUCUGUUGGGCACCAUAUACCCUUCUCAUGAUUAUCCGAGCUGCCUGUCAUGGCCACUGCAUCCCUGAAUAUUGGUACGAGACCUCUUUUUGGCUCCUGUGGGUCAACUCAGCCAUCAACCCCAUCCUUUACCCACUCUGUCACUACAGCUUCAGGAGAGCUUUCGUUAAACUAUUGUGUCCCAAGAAAUUAAAGAUCCAGCCUCACAACUCUUUCCAGAAAUGCUGGAAGUGACCUUUUUCGAUCCAUUAUAAGGUUAGAAAGGGCAUGUUAUCUUGUGUUGUUCUACAGUGCUUUACUUUUUUUGAGAGGCGUGAUAAUAUAGCUGUCAGGAGCUGUGGAUUUAACAGUCUUAUACUGUUCAGUGAGAUACAGCUACAAGAUAGCUGCGUCUUACUGUGAGUUGAGCUAGGGUAGACCUAAUGCUUAAAUCUGUGCUCUCCAAGUCCAUGCAUAUAAUGAGGAGGAAUUCAUGCUACUUAGAUAAACGGGCCUUUCUUAGAAGCAAAGCAUUAGAUUCAAAAUUGGUUAUCCUCAAACACCAAUUUCAUUGAAGUCAACAUACCAGACUUAUGUUAGUCACUACUUAUUUAAGAUGGAUUGAUUUCAGCGUGGAGCCAUUAAGAAACGAUUAAUUUUGGGUCAAGCCCAAAAGGAUGAGAAGGAAAAAUUCAGGGCUGGUCCAAGACAUUUUGCUGCCUGAAAGACAAAAGACAAGAUCCUAAGCCCUCCUUCAGUACUAGAUAUCACUCCUCAUGCCUAGAGGCAGAAGCCUGGAUAUAGCACAAGCAAUUCUGUCCUCCAGCUCAACCUUACCAUUUGCUUUGCACUGCUUUUACCACUGCAUGUCUCAGAUGGAAACACAAUUGUGCAUCACGUAAGCAGAUCACCCCAUGCAUACCAUGCGAUGCCUUCUGGUUGGGAAGCUCUGGGCUAGUUGGGCUGCUUUCAUUGGUAUCUAUUCCAACAGAGAUAUCAUGAUGUGAUGGGAGAAGAUGCUUAGAUUAGACAGAUAGCCCAAGCCAACAACAGCCAAGGCCUACUGUUGCCCUGGAGUUGACUCAAAAGGUUGAGAUUGACAAGAGACAUUGGAGGAUGCUGAUGCUGUGGGGCGAUUGCUUCAUUCUAUCUAGGGGUAGAACCAGCCCUUUUAUUAGCUGUGGAUUAAGUCAAGUAUUUUCUUGCCUGAUUACUGGAGGCUGAUAAUAGCCUUCAACAUAUGAACAAUGAGCCAACAAUGAGUCCAACAAUGAGCAAUGAUCCCUAUAUACCAGUGGUUCCCAACCCUUUUUUUGACCAGGGACAACUUGACCAGGGACCACUUUGACCAGGGACUACUCUUCAACAUUAGUACCAAAAGGGUUAUGAAUCAGUUUUUGGUCAACUUUAAAUUUGUUUUGGUUAUUUGGGAUACUGAUUCAGAAAAUUGCAUUGGAUAGACCACAUCAGCUCUAGUUUCUGAUACAGAACAUAUGGCAUCCAGUAGUCACCAUCUGCUCACCACAGAAAACUAUAUUUAAUAAUCUAGAGCUGAUGUGGUUUAUCCAAUGCAAUUUUCUGAAUCAGCACCCCAAAUAACCCCAGGAACAGGCCUAAAAAUGAAGACACCAAGGCACCUUUGCUUCCAGGCGCCAUAUGGAACGUCUGCACUCAGGGAGAGAGAGGAGGAGGAGAAGCAGCAGUCAGGAGGCUUGUUGUCAUGCCUUUCAUGGGUAGUCAGCCUCUCCGCACCCAACAUCCCUGUUGUCUUGGCACUAUAAAAGGGUUUUGCUAGACCAGUCACUCUCGUUGCAAUGGUGUAGUAAUGGUGAGGUUGCGGACCAUAUUUUAGUGCUUGCGGACCACUGCUGAUUCACGGACCACAGGUUGGGAACCACUGCUAUAGACCUUUCACAGUCACUAUACUGGCCAAGGAAAUUCUGCAAAGAGUCCUGGGGCAAUUUUUCAAAAUCCUAGAUUAUCAAAAAAUAUGAAAUACUGUCAUAAAUUGCCUCUUCCUUGCUCCAUCCCAUUCCUCAUGGUAGCUGAUGGUUCCCAGGUCAUUGAGGCAGUGAAUCCAUUCUGAUCUUUAACCAGACUUUAAAGGAGUUACCCAUAUGGUGAAGCUAUUUUGUGCCUCUAAAGUUCAAACUGAAACCUAGAACACAAUUGCCACUCUUCUCCCACACUAGCUGUGCCUCCUAUGUCACUUGGGCUAGCUCUGUAGCUGUACUGUAAAAUUAACAGAGUUUUACACCACUUUAAUUGGCAUGGGCCAAUGCUAUGGGAUCACGGUAGUAGUUGUUUGAUUAGGCACCAGCACGCUUUGGUAGAAAAAGCUAAAACUCUUGUAAAACUAUAACUCUCAUGAUUCUAUAGCACUGAGCCUUGUUAAUUAAAGUGGUCAGCUCUGGUUGCUUGACUAACAUCACAAACCAAUGCUAUAAUGGUAUAAAAUACAUGCACAGUAGAGUCUCACUUAUCCAAGACUCGCUUAUCCAAGGUUCUGGAUUAUCCAAGGCAUUUUUGUAGUCAAUAUUUUCAAUAUAUCAUAUUUUGGUGCUAAAUUCGUAAAUACAGUAAUUACAACAUAACAUUACUGCGUAUUGAACUACUUUUUCUGUCAAAUUUGUUGUAUAACAUGAUGUUUGGUGCUUAAUUUGUAAAAUCAUAAACUAAUUUGAUGUUUAAUAGGCUUUUCCUUAAUCCCUCCUUAUUAUCCAAGAUAUUCACUCAUCCAAGGUCUGCUGGCUCAUUUAGCUUGGAUAAGUGAGACUCUACUGUAUUGUCAUUGCCCAUAUGAUGUUGUACAUAUAGAAAUAUAUGUUGGAAAAUAUAAGACCCUGGCGAACAUGCUAUUAUUAGAUUGUGCAGCAUAAAUCUCCUCUUAUUAGCUGUGGAUAAGGUCAAGUAUUUUCUUGCCUAGAAAAUUACACAUUGAUUAUAUUACAUGGCCCUUGUUUUGAACAGCUACAGUGUAAAAUUGAAUGUAUGUCUGAAGAUACAAUCAAACACACAAUCAAAUGUGCAAGCACAACUGCACCAGAGUGCAACUCCAUUUCUAUCUUGAAAUGAAUUGAGAUGUUGUGUAGAAUAAUGUAGAAUAAUGGUCAACUGGGGUGCUGUGAGUUUUCCGGGCUGUAUGGCCAUGUUCCAGAACUUUGGUCCUCUCACCUCUGCAGGAGUUUACCAUAUACAUACAAUGCAGCUGUGGACAAGUCUACAUAGGGAUCACCAAACACAAACCAAGGAACAUGAAAGGCGCUGCAGACUAAUUCAACCAGAGAAGUCAGCCAUAGCAGAGCACUUGAUGAACCAGCUUGGACACAGCAUAUUAUUUGAGAACACAGAAAUGCUGGACCACUCUAACAACCACCAUGUCAGACUACACAGGGAAGCCAUUGAAAUCCACAGGCAUGUGGACAAUUUCAACAGAAAGGAGGAAACCAUGAAAAUGAACAAAAUCUGGCUACCAGUAUUUUUAAAACUCUAAAACCAGGACAGUAAAUAAAGAACAACACUCAGAAGACAGAGAUUUCCAGAGAAGAAGCAAUCAGGGCCAGUUAACACCUCCCAACAAAGGAAUCCCCCAGGCAGGAAGCAGCCAGGCUUUGAAGCGACAAGGAUAUUCAAUGCUAAUCAAGCUGGCCAAUUGCAACAUUCACGCUUGCUUCAGGCAGACAAGAGUUAUUUCUCCCACCUUGAACACUCCACAGAUAUAUAAAUCCCAUUUGCCUAGUUUCCAACAAACCUCACAAUAUCUGAGGAUGCCUACCAUAGAUGUGGGAUCAGGAGAAAAUGCUUCCAAAACAUGGCCAUACAGCCUGGAAAACUCACAGCAACCCAGUGAUUCUGGCCAUGAAAGCCUUCGCCAAUGCAAUGCUUAAUUGCACAUAGAAACAAGUAGACAUCCUGCUAGCAACCUGUUUUCUAUGAAGUUUUCAGGUGCUAGCAGGACUUUUUAGUGCCAUUCCAUCCAAUACAAUGCUUGUCAUCAAAACCCAAAUAUCAGCCUAUGUACGAACAAGAUUCAAGCAUUCAACUUGAGAGAAAGAGAAAGGGAAGAGAGAAAGGAGACCAGGGAGAGGCAACCACCCAUCUGUAUCUAUCUUUAAGGGAGGGAAUCAUUACUUUUUUAAACAAUAGAUUUCUAUUAAUGCUGCUGCUUUGAAUCACAUUACUAUCAGGAUUUAAAAAGAUAUCUGUGUAGGUGUGUUUUACUGUUUGCCCCAUGUUUUUUCUUCUAUGGCCAGCGUGGUACCAUUGGAAAGCUGGUGGAAGCAGCUUUCAUUACAAUAGUUUUGAAGUUUUAACAUUUCGUUCUGAAGCUUAGAGAUUUAUUGUCGUCAAGAAGCCCAUGAAGAUUGAAGGAUGAAAAGAACGAAAGGUGUUAUAUAGUGACGAAUUUCCAUUACAUUAUUACUUCUUGAGGUGAGCCUCCAGCUCUCCUCACUUAUCUUCCUUCUUGUGGAUGGAUGGCAAAGGAACAAAAAUCCCAUAUUCAUCCUACAGAUCCUGGGUGGUGGGUGGGUGGGAACAAUAGCUCUUGUCUGUCAACUUUAAUAAGUGUUUCCGCAACCUCCAGUUGUAUUUUUUGCUCUGGCUAAGUCACUUUGAUCAGAUGCUGAUGCAUGCCUGGUUUUGAAAAUAGCUGCCUUUUAAAAUAGACAUUUCCACAAAGGAAUCACUUCCAUUUUAAAAAAUAAAAUUGUUAUUCUUGCAUGUGAAAGAUUAGUGGUAACACUUUAAAAGAAAGAAGGCUGGUGUCACUUCCAGUUUGCUCAAGGUGGCUUGUAAAUUACUUUCAAGCAUUAACUUCAUAUUGUCAGUAGCCUCUUAGAGACCCCAAAACUCCCAGUCCCACUCAAUUUGAUUUUUUUGGCUGAUAAGCAUUUUUUAAAACUCCCAAACAAACACUAAAUUAUUACUAUGUUAGAUCUCUUUCCCCUCCAAACAGCAGGAAAUUGGCAUCUUCAGGGUGAUUGUCAGAAUUGGAAGUGACAUAACAUUGCUUCUAGGAGUAACAUAUGGCUUGUGGGGAAUUAUAGAGGGGAAUAGCCCCUGACCCCUUUGUAGUAGUUCAAUUAGUCGAAAAAUACCUAAAAACACUGGAUUUUGCUCUUACAAUGAACCUGUGAGAUAGGCCAGGUAAGUGAGUGAAAAUGUUUGGAACCUCAUUGCAUCCGCAGCUGAGGAGGGAUGUAAAUUCAGAUCCCUUUAGUUCCACUCUAGUAAAUUUAUUGCAACACCAUGUUAUGGCUCACAUCCCGUUAGUGACAUCUGCACAGGUAUAUUCUCCUUACACAUGCAUAUGUUCUUUUUUGGAUAAUGAGGGGGUUGAUUUUCUCUUCUUCCUCUACAGACCCAAAAGCACCUGCUUCGCUUACUGAAAAGACCCAAAGUGGCCAUUCAGUGUUUGACGGUGAGCCAGCAGGUUUGCAGAGGCAUCUGGCUAUGACAGAUGCAAAAUGGUGAUGUCAGUACUGAGAGCCAAUGGAGUCUUCUGUGGGUCUCAGUGCUGCUGUAAUUUCACAUCUGGCUAUGGGAAUGUAGUCGGAUACUUCUGCAAUCCUGUUUGCUUACCAUGGAAUAGCCAUGCAGGAUGGCUUCAAGGGCUUUUCAGUAAAUCAUGUGGGGAACCCUACAUGUCUCAACUUGGCAUGUAGAUCCAAUAUGCUACACUGAGCUCUACAGGUAUGCAAUUUAAGGCUGACAUUCUGCUGGUGAUUCCCAAUUAGAUCUAAAAGGACAUUGGGUUCCCCUAAAAUAUGAAGACCAAAAUCCACUGCUCGUGAUGAUAUGAAAAUAAACAAACUCAAUGUAUAUCAAAAAAUCUCAAUGAUAUCCAAAAAACAGGACUGUCCCAAUCACAUAUAAGUAGAAAUCAGCGGUUCUUCUCUUGAAGUAUAAGGACAAGUUUUUCAUGUGAGUAAAUGUCCUGUUCUUUAUUAUAUGAGUAGACUCCAGUUUCCAUAUAACUUGACUCAAACCUGCAACCGGUUUCGACUCACAGGAGUCUUCGUCAGGCGGUUGGGUCUACAAAUAAUACACAUCAUAAAUAUAUACUUGCAAACCAUUGAGAUUUUUGGAUAUACAUUGAGUUUGUUUGUUUAUUUUCAUAUCACCACGAUUCCCAAUUAGACCCAUUCUAGUCGGUUAUUGAAUGACGAGUCAGCAUUUAAUUCAUUGGGUCUACUGUAGCCAAAAUUAAUACAAUUCAGGCCAUAGAAUCGUAGAGUUGGAGGAAACCACAUGGGCCAUCCAGUUCAACCCCCUGGCAUGCAGGGAAAGCACAAUCAAAGCACUCCUGACAGAUGGCCAUCCAGCCUCUGUUUAAAGGCAUCCAAAGAAGGAGCUAUCGUUACACUUUGAGGCAGAGAGUUCCACUGUUGAACAGCUCUUCAGGUCAGGAAGUUCUUCCUAAAGUUCAGGUGGAAUCUCCCUGUGAUUUGAACCCAUUGCUCCCAGUCCUAGUUUCCAGGGCAGCAGAAAACAAGCCUGCUCCUUCUUCCUUUCAGAUAUUUAUACAUGGCUAUCAUGUUGCCUCUCAACCUUCUCUUCUGCAGGUUAAAUAUCCCCAGCUCUUUAAGCCACUCCUCAUAGUAAUGUUAAUCAGGCAAGCUUGUCUUAUUGAUGUGCUUUCCUUGUUGCUGCACAUGAGGAGGCCUGUGCAAGAUCAGACCAAAGCUCAUAUAGGCUAAAUCGUGGUCUCUAAAUCUUCCUUCAUGUUUAGUGAGUCAUAUGUGAUGCACCACAGCUGCAGAUCAAUAUAUAUAUUGAUCCAAAUGAAAUACUUCUCUGCAUCCUCCCUUUGAAUGUUCAUUCAUCUCCUGAAUGCCAAAAAACUGAGAUGGAAAAAGAAGGCACUAUUUUGCCAAUACACAUUAACUGAGGAGAUAAAAUGAUCAACUGCAUAUAGACACCAUGCAAAUAUUAGGUACAUGGAGAGAGGGGAUGUGUUUUGAAUUCAUUCUUAUGUCUGUUUGCUUUCAUUUUAAAUUCAGUGUGGUCUGUUGCCUUGAUAUACUAAUUUUUGGUAAAAGAUUGGGAUAUGGGUUUAAUCAAUAUAGGCCAGAAUCCUAUUAUCAGAUGAAUCUCUUUCUGUCAGCAGUUAGACUGUGGAUGAAUUGCAUGAAGGUCAGGCUAGGUGAAGGUCAAGCCAGCAGAGCUUACUUACAGACUAUCCAUGCUGCAAAAUUAUAGCAAUUGUCACUUUAAUUACAAUUUAAUUACCAUCCUAUGGAAGCCUGGGGUGUGUUGUCUGUUGUGGCACCCAAGCACUCCGACAGAGAAGGAUAAACAUUGUAUGAAACUACAAAUCACAGAAUUCCAUAACAUUGAGCCAUGGCAAUUAAUGUAGUGUUAAAAAAAACUAUAAUUAUGCAGUGCAGAUUCAGCCUUAAUGCACUUAAUUAUGUGGCUGGCACAGGAUCUUGGCCUUAGUAAGUGCCUUCCAAUCCCUCCCCAUCCAUAAAAAGAUAUUCCAUGUAGACGUGUUUGAAGCAUAAAAUAAUCAGAAUGAAUAAAAACCUGGUAGAAGAGCAUAAAGUGCUUUGCCCUUUUCCAGGUAUGCUGCAUACUUUAUUCAGAUAUUUUGGACCACAACGUCCAUUAUAUCUGUAUCAUUGAUCGAUGUGUAGGAGUUGCGAUGGUGCAGUGGAUUAAAACCUUGUUCCAGCUGAACUGUUGACCUGAAGGUUGGGUUGCUGACCUGAAGGUUGCAGGUUCGAAUGUGUGAGAUGUAGUGAGCUCCCGUUUGCCAGCUCUAGCUCAUGGGGACAUAAGAGAAGCCUCCCAGCUAACUCAUCCCGGCGUCCCCUGGGUAAUAUGUCUUUAAACGGCCAAUUAUCACACACUAAAGGCAACUGAAUGUUGGCAGUUCAAAUCCGCAAGAUGGGUGAGCUCCCAUCUGUCAGCCCCAGCUUCACAUGCAGGGACAUGAGAGAAGCCUCCCACAGGAUGGUAACACAUCUGGGCAUCCCCAGGGCACAUCUGUGUAGAUGGCCGAUUAUCUCACAUCAGAAGCGACUUGCAGUACGUUCUCAAGUCGCUUCUGACAUGAUAAAAAACAUUGCUCAAUCUGCCUUCUGUGCCAAAGAGUACUGGUACUUCAUUAAACUACAAGUCCCAGGAUUUCAUAGCACUGAGGCAAGGCCAUUAGAGUGUUGUCAGACUGUAUUAAUUCUGCAGUGCAAAUGGACCCAUAGUCUACAAGAUAAGAUGGGAAAUCCUGUACUUUCAUUAUAAUUUCUCUGCAAUAGACUGAUAAAGCAAAGUACAAAUUGUGCUUAAUUUUAAACUCUAAAUUAACAGCCUGCAGAAAGGAAUAAAGAGUUCCUUCCACUGAUCAUUGCAAGUAUGUGUGUGAUGGGAGUAUUCUUACUCUAACCAUUUUUUUAAAAAUCUAGAGCAUCUGCUUGGUUAUCAUAAGCAUAAUUGUAUUUCUUGAGCUGCACUAGAAAUAAAGGCACCAUUAUUAUCCAGUUAUCCAUAUGAACUUUAUUGGUUAGAUAAAUAAGCUUCCAGCCGUACAGUAUCUAAUGUCCUGUCUUGUGCGCACAGUAUUUUGCCCAGGAAAUGGGCCCAGUAACAAUUUAUACACAGAUUAACAGUGAUAAACUUAUUUUGAAGCAAUGUAAUAUGUCAAGCGAGCCACUGUUUUUGCGAUUUUGUCCAGUCUCACUUGUAAGCUUCCUUGCAAUGCCACCAAUCUGUAAGAAAUGGAAUAAAAAUAUUUUCUUAGAUUAA